AUGGGCCAAUACGACAGAAAAGCCCAAUCGGCACGAAAACACGGCCCCAUCCUCAGCAGCAGCACCUCAAAAGCCCCCUCAAAACCUCCACCAGUGUCCAAGCCCGAAUGGCGCGGCUCAGGCUACACACCCAAAGCAAAGCCAAAACCUCAUUUGGAUGCUCCCAAGCCUAUCCCCUCUGCCCAACACCAGUUUCCUCCUACAGAGUUGCAACAAUUGGUGCUGAAUAUCUUCAAAGAUGGAUUUGGAGAAAAAUUGAUGGAUUUUGAGGAAUUGAAAACAGUGUUGAGGGAGGUCAAUGAGAAGGUGUCGGUGAGGGAGUGGGAUGAGGCUUUGGGAACGGAGGAGAAGAGGGAGGCGUUUGCGGUUAGGUGGAGUCCGAGUAGGGCGUUGGCUUAUGCGAAUGUGGUUGCUGAGCUGUGUAGACGGGGCGAAGAAGAGGAGUGGAGUGUUUUGCCUUCUUCUGAUGACGAAGCGCAAAAGACGAUAAAGGCUGUUUGUUUUGGUGGCAAUGCUGCUGAGGUGAUGGCGUUUGCUGCGUUACUGAGGUACUUGAGGCCAUCUGCAGCAGGUAAACCGCGGACGGAGUCGGAUGAAGGCCCACUACCGGAGAAAUCACAACCACACCUGGACAUGACAAUCAUCGACUCCGCGGACUGGAAACCCGUACUCGACAAACUCCUCUCUGCAACAACCACUCCACCCCUGCUCUCAAAAUACGCCUCAGCAUCCGCCCGUGCCUCCAACCACGCUCUCCUCACUCCCUCUUCCUUCACCCUAACAUUCCAACAAAAUGACAUCCUCACUCUCACCGGAAAACAACUCAUCGAUACCAUUGGCAGCACACCCUGUCUCACAACCUUCUUCCUCACACUCGGAAACCUUUAUAAUGCAAGCAUCCCUAAAACCACUGCUUUCAUGUAUAAGUUGGAUGCAGUUUUGGCUGUAGGAAGUAUUCUGCUUGUCAUCGAUGUCAUUGGUAGCUCGGUCCCUUCGCCUUCUGCAGCAACCGCAGAUCCCGAGUCUGAGGAAGCUAAACCAUAUACUUUAUCUUGGCUACUCGAUCGCGUAUUGCUAGGUAAACCAGCAGAAAAGGUGCCUACACAGGGCAGAGGCAAGAAAGUGGUAGAAGAGGAAGAAGCGAACAAACCAGUGGUGAGAUGGGAGAAGAUUGUUGCAGAGGCUAUGAAGAUCAACAGGUUAGAUGAGAAGCUAAGAUAUCCGGGCAGUCUAGAAAACGUGAAGUACCAGGUUUUAGCAUAUAGGAGGGUUUGA
Aureobasidium namibiae CBS 147.97 is the source of this 1275-nucleotide messenger RNA. RefSeq lists its product as uncharacterized. Lineage: Eukaryota; Fungi; Ascomycota; Dothideomycetes; Dothideales; Saccotheciaceae. Bases 1 to 1275 code for a protein of 424 amino acids. The transcript has a single exon. The record is from RefSeq and is a predicted model, not a curated record.